This is a messenger RNA of Momordica charantia (bitter melon), 432 nucleotides long. Lineage: Eukaryota; Viridiplantae; Streptophyta; Magnoliopsida; Cucurbitales; Cucurbitaceae. The record is from RefSeq and is a predicted model, not a curated record.
AUGGAUGGUCCCAAAAAGCUUUUGAUUUUGGUGGCUAUGGUCCUUGUUUGUUCCUCCACAACAACUGCACAUUCAACAUGGCCCAACAAAUGGCGUGUGGACAUCGUCAAUGGGUUGAGCAGCGGACAGACACUGUUCAUACAUUGUAAGUCCAAAGACGAUGAUUUGGGAAUACACAACCUUGCAGUCGGAGCUAAGUUUGGUUGGAACUUCAGAGACAAUCUUUGGGGAACAACAUUGUUCUGGUGUUACAUGCGCAAACCGGACAAUGCUAAUGCUUCUUUUGAAGUAUAUUGGGAUGACAAGAGUAAAGAACAAUGGCUAUAUAAUUUUUGCAAUUGGGAGGAUUGCAUUUGGACCGCCAAAGAUGAUGGAAUUUAUAUAAAAAAUAUCCUGGGGAAUAAGGACGAGCUAGCUCACAAAUGGGGAUGA